AUGGCCUCGGAAUCGAAAUGCCCCUUUCCUAAGGUCGAUAAUGUCGCCGGCGGCGGCAUUCAGGCCAGAGACUGGUGGCCGAACCAGCUGAAGCUACACAUCCUCCGUCAGCAUACACAUGUCACAAACCCACUCGGUGCUGGGUUUGACUAUGCUGCAGCCUUCAAGACACUCGAUUACGAAGCUGUCAAGAAGGACCUGCAUGACGUUAUGACCGAUAGCCAGGACUGGUGGCCUGCUGACUUUGGCCACUACGGCGGCCUGUUUGUCCGGAUGGCAUGGCACGUUGCUGGAACCUAUCGCGUCUUUGAUGGCCGAGGUGGUGGUCGACAGGGCCAGCAGCGGUUUGCGCCCCUAAACAGUUGGCCUGACAAUGCCUCUCUUGACAAGGCUCGCCGUCUGCUGUGGCCCGUUAAGCAGAAGCAUGGAAGCAAGAUCUCUUGGGCCGAUCUAAUACAGCUCUGUGGGCAUGUUGCCCUAGAAUCUAUGGGCUUCAAGCCUGUGGGUUUUGCUGCCGGCCGUCCCGACACUUGGGAGGCCGAUGAGUCUACGUACUGGGGAGGAGAGAACACCUGGCUGGGCAAUGAUAUCCGUUACUCUGAUGGGAAGCCAGAUGCCUUCAAGAAGAGCGGGAAUAUCGAUGCUGAUGUGCGUGAGAGUGCCGACGCUCCGCACAAGAACAUCCAUACCCGAGUUCUUGAGAAGCCUCUAGGCGCUGUCCACCAUGGUCUUAUCUAUGUAAACCCACAAGGUCCUGACGGCAACCCUGAUCCUGUCGCCGCUGCUCGCGACAUCCGAGAGACCUUUAGCCGUAUGGCGAUGAAUGAUGAAGAGACAGUCGCCCUUAUUGCAGGGGGUCAUACCUUCGGCAAGUGCCAUGGCGCGGCAUCGUCAGACUUUAUCGGUCCCGAGCCCGAUGCUGCUGGACUUCAUGAGCAGGGCUUAGGCUGGAACAACAGUUAUAAGUCUGGUAAGGGACCCGAUACUAAUACCUCCGGCCUCGAGGUCACUUGGACGAAGACGCCUGUCCAGUGGAGCCACGACUACCUGGACUAUAUCUUCCGCUUUGACUGGGAGCUUGAGAAGUCACCAGCUGGCGCCUACCAAUGGGUGGCGAAGAACGCCGAGGCGACUAUCCCUGAUGCCUAUGAUGUUAACAAGAAGCAUCGGCCUAGAAUGCUGACUGUCGAUCUUUCGCUACGUUAUGACCCGGGUUAUAAUAAAAUCUCACGCCAUUUCCUUGAAAAUCCCCAGGAGUUUCACGAUGCUUUUGCGCGGGCCUGGUUCAAGCUCACCCACCGGGAUAUGGGCCCGAUCGAGCGCUACCUCGGUCCUGAAGUGCCUAAGGAGCAGUAUAUUUGGCAGGAUCCUAUCCCUUCAGUUACGUAUAAGCUGGUUGAUGAUAGCGACAUUGAUAUCUUGAAAGCAGAGAUCAUCAACUCUGGCUUAAGCGCUUCCCAGCUCGUGUCCACCGCCUGGGCUUCAGCUUCAACGUUCCGGGGUAGUGAUUUACGCGGUGGUGCCAAUGGUGCUCGCAUCCGCCUUGAGCCUCAGAUCAGUUGGGAGGUUAAUAAUCCCACUCAACUCAAGGUCGUUCUCGCUACUCUUGAGAGCGUUGCUAAGAGGUUCAAUAGCCUGCAGUCUGAUAGCAAGAGCAUCUCACUUGCCGACAUCAUUGUCCUUGGUGGCUCAGCAGGUAUCGAGAAGGCUGCUAAGGAGGCUGGCUACAACAUUUCGGUGCCUUUCACUCCCGGUCGUGGUGAUGCGACCCAGGAGCAGACUGAUAUCGAAUCUAUCAACUACCUACGGCCUGAUACUGAUGGUUUCCGCAACUACGGCCAAUCAACUGACCGCGUCCAGUUGGAGCAUUUUCUCAUUGACCGCGCCCAGCUCCUCGGCCUAUCCUGCGUUGAGAUGACCGCCCUUGUUGGUGGCUUUCGUGCCAUCGGUACCAAUUGGGACGGCUCUAAGCACGGGUACCUGACGAACCGCCCUGGUCAGCUCACGAAUGACUUCUUCAUCAACCUACUCGAUAUGAGUACGCAAUGGAGGCCUGUUGGCAACAGCGACGUCUUUGAGGGCUACGACCGAAAGACGGGCAGCAAGAAAUGGACAGGCACGCGCGUCGAUCUUGUCUUCGGUUCCCAUGCUGAGCUUCGUGCUGUUGCCGAGUCGUAUGCUGAGGCCGAUGGCGACGAUCGUUUUGUUCGUGACUUCAUCGCUGCUUGGGUCAAGGUUAUGAACGCUGACCGCUUCGACAUUACCAUGGGCAAGCUCACUCCGGAUACGUCUCACAAGCUGUAA
Messenger RNA from Clonostachys byssicola, 2304 nucleotides. The record is from the annotation of a GenBank genome assembly. Lineage: Eukaryota; Fungi; Ascomycota; Sordariomycetes; Hypocreales; Bionectriaceae.